CUCUGGAGACAUUAGCCAAUACAUCAAGAAUUCCACUUCAAGCCCAAAACCCUUCAAGAAAACCUGAGCCAUCACCAUGAAGUUCAUCACUGUCUCCGCGUUCGUCCUCUCUGCCAUCACGGCAGUCAGCGCCUUCUGCUGCUCCGGCCCUCAAUGCGCCGACGGCACCGGCGGCACCCCCUGCUGCGCCACGCAGUCUUGCAACAUCUUUUGCUGCGCUUGCGGUGGACACUGCCGCGGCACCAGCAAGCGCUCCGUCGUCCCCGACAUCUUCCAGCGCGACGUGGACAGCGCCUUCAGGCUGGCCGACGUUGGCGGCAACGGCACCAUCUCUCUGCCUCAGUAUCUCAAGUACAUGGAGGUCGAUGCCCAGAGCGACAAGAUGCAGAUGUGGGAGGACUGGUUCAAGAAGCACGACAAGAACAAUGACGGUGUCAUCACCAUCGACGAGAUCAGCCUGGAGUAAGCUUCGCAUUCGUCUUGGGCCUGCAGUGCUCGAAGAAGGAGGACGUUGCAAGGGGCCCUAGGCCU
Messenger RNA from Pyricularia oryzae 70-15, 531 nucleotides. RefSeq lists its product as uncharacterized. The record is from RefSeq and is a predicted model, not a curated record. Gene Ontology annotation, molecular function: calcium ion binding. Lineage: Eukaryota; Fungi; Ascomycota; Sordariomycetes; Magnaporthales; Pyriculariaceae. The transcript is spliced from 3 exons. The coding region runs from base 77 to 466 and encodes 129 amino acids.